AUGUUUCUGAUCUCAAAAAUUGUACGUGGUCGGCGUCUCCUCCAUGAACUGGAGGCAGCUCAGGCAGCCCAGAAAGCUAAAAAUGAGAAGGAGGGUGGGACGAGAGAUUCUACAGAAAAAAGUACACAAUCAGAAACAUAUGAUACUUCCUCUGACAACGAUAAUACUCUUAAACUUAGAAGACCAUCGAAAAAUUCUGGAGAUAUCACAAGAAUACGUUCCUCAAAAAAAAGUAAAUCCAAAAAUAUGUCUACAGUUGUUGUAAAUGUUUCCAAAAAUGACAAUUCUGUUAAAAAACCAAAUAAUCGUCAAAAAUUAUCAAUUCCUCAAGAAGUUACUUUAAAUAAGUCUAAAAGUCGUUUCUCAAUAAAAGAUAAAAUUAAUGUGUCUAAAAAGAGAAAAAAUACCACUAUUGGUGUGGUAAUAACUAAUGAAUGCGGUGUUGAAAAAAAAAAUGGUCGUUCUGUUGAUGGAGGAAUGGAAAAUAAUAAUCUUGCAUUAAGAAGAACCUCAUCAAUGCCGAGUGUCUGUGAUGAUGUGACAUAUUUUAAAGUAACACAUUAUAAUUAUGAUACAAAAUUAAAUAGACUUCAAAAAAGAUCAUUACGUUUUACAUGGCAUAGACUUCAAACAAAAAAUGGAGGAAAACGUGUAGAGAAUGUAUUUGAAGAAGUAUUUGAUAGACUUAUAAAAAUAAUUCCAACAAUUAAAGAUAUGUUUACAACUAGAGCAUUCCUUUCUGUUAUGUCACGAAAUGAAUGUUCUACACUUCGUGAUCAUGCAAGAGUUACUGUAAAAAUGAUUGAUGUUGUAAUUAAAAACCUUGAUCUUGAAGAUAGUAAAAGAACUGAUACAGGUUCAGCUUGUGAUCCAAGAAGAGUUGGUGCUGCACAUGCACCUUUUAGACCAUAUGGUAUAACUGGACAUUAUUGGGAAAAAUUUGGUGAAAUGAUAAUAGAUGUUGUAUUAACUCAAGAAGCUGUACGUGAUUUACCAGGUGCCGGUCAGGCAUGGGUUGUCUUAGCAGCAUGUUUAGUAGAUCAAUUAAGAGCAGGCUUUGAACAAAAAUGCAGUUAUUUAGCAUAUGGUAAUAAUAGUCAAAAUAAUAAUACAAAAGAACAUCAUAAAUGUUCUAUACCAAGUUACUAUGAACAAAUAGAAUGCCCAACAAAAAGUCAAAAUUUUAAUAGUCAAGAUAAUGACAAUUGUUCAUUGUCUGUAGAAUCGUCAUCUACAAAUUCAUACCAAAAUUUAUCAAAUUGUCCCGGACAUUUUACAACCCCAAAUUUAGGUAAUAGAAGAAAAAUAUUUUUUAGAGGAAUGAGUGACUCAACAGAUGAAUAUGAUUCAUUAUGUAAUUCUUCUACACGUUCAGCCAGAGGUCACCCAACUUUUGGUCAUACUUAUAGUGUAGAUAAUCGAAAAUUAACAUUGUCAGAUCUUCAGUUAUCUGAUAUACCCUCACGUAACAUUGUUUAUAAUUCAAUUGAUCCAUCAAAAGAAAUAAAAAGACCUAUGGUAAGAUCACCAAAAGGAGGUAAUCAAACAAGUAAAUCUUCUGAACGCGUAUAUGACAAUAAAAAAGGUAAUAAUUCCAAUAAGUCAAAAAUGGCAGAGGAGCUUUAUCAUCCAAUGCAAAAUUGUUUAUUAUCCAAUGAUAUUUGA
Messenger RNA from Strongyloides ratti, 1665 nucleotides. Its product is annotated as Globin family and Globin-like domain and Globin, structural domain-containing protein. The record is from RefSeq and is a predicted model, not a curated record. Bases 1 to 1665 code for a protein of 554 amino acids. NCBI's taxonomy places the organism in Eukaryota, Metazoa, Nematoda, Chromadorea, Rhabditida, Strongyloididae. The transcript is spliced from 5 exons. Gene Ontology annotation, molecular function: oxygen binding; heme binding.